AUGUUGAUUGCCCGACUUGGAUUCCUGUUGUGUUCAUUGGGCUAUAUAACUGCGAUAUGUCGUCCAUUGGGUCACAAUAUAUUAGAUGCCAAUGCCAUUUCCUACAUGAUAUUUUAGUCCCAGUGUAAGUCGCAUGAGGAUUGCUGUUCGACGAUGUGCCUGACCCACCUGGGCCAAUGUUCCCCCAAAAGGGGAGAUCAGUGGUAA
This is a messenger RNA of Drosophila erecta, 207 nucleotides long. RefSeq lists its product as uncharacterized. The record is from RefSeq and is a predicted model, not a curated record. NCBI's taxonomy places the organism in Eukaryota, Metazoa, Arthropoda, Insecta, Diptera, Drosophilidae. The transcript has a single exon.